AUGCCAGAAGCAAGAGACCGAAUCGAGAGGCCGGUGGAUUACUCAGCGGCAUUUCUCAGCAGACGCUCGAAUGGAAUCUUCCUCGACGAGCCGGCGGCGACAAAUCUCAAUUUGUUCGGGUCUCCGGUUCAGAGACUGCCAUCGGAAUCUGCAAUUGGUCAAGGAUCUAUGACGACGAUGGGCAGAGGUGGGCUUGUGAGGGGCAAUUUCGGUAUUCGUCGGACCGGUGGUGGCAGAAGAGGCCAAACUCAGUUUAGAACGCCACAGGGACGAGAGAACGUGAGCUUGGGCGUUGCUAGGCGUGGAAGGGCUCGUGCUUCAAAUUCCGUGUUGCCUUCUUGGUACCCAAGAACGCCCCUCCGUGAUGUUUCCGCCGUCGUUAGGGCAAUUGAGAGAAGGAGAGCUCAUAUGGGAGAAGGCAUAGGCCGAGAGAUUGAGACCCCAACGCCACAGCAGCUUGGGGUGCUUGAUACUCUAGUACCACUGUCAGGUGCUCAGCUCGAGCACAACUACGCUAUGGUCACUCCUGGUCCGUCUGUGGGAUUCAAGCGUCCCUGGCCGCCCUCAGCUGCUAAAGUCCAUCAGAUUCUACUCGACAUCACGAGAGAGAACAGUGGGGAAGAAGAAGAUUACUUGACUCCACAGAAGAAGCUCCUCAAUUCUAUUGACAAAGUGGAGAAGGUUGUGAUGGAAGAGAUUCAGAAAAUGAAGAGCACUCCUAGUGCUAAGCGAGCAGAGAGGGAGAAAAGGGUUCGAACGUUAAUGUCCAUGCGAUGA
Microthlaspi erraticum is the source of this 777-nucleotide messenger RNA. NCBI's taxonomy places the organism in Eukaryota, Viridiplantae, Streptophyta, Magnoliopsida, Brassicales, Brassicaceae. The record is from the annotation of a GenBank genome assembly.